Molecule: messenger RNA, 816 nt
Organism: Fibroporia radiculosa
Lineage: Eukaryota; Fungi; Basidiomycota; Agaricomycetes; Polyporales; Fibroporiaceae
Exons: 4
Coding region: 1-816 (271 amino acids)
Cellular component (GO): mitochondrial matrix
Molecular function (GO): protein binding
Source: RefSeq, a predicted model, not a curated record
AUGCUUAAGCGCUAUGUACUUCGGUCAAAAGUGAAGCUUCGCGAUGUUUCUGAAGAGUAUGACGUGUGGGCAGCUUGGGGUUCUGAGAAUGAGAAAGCCUGGGAGACAGAGAGACAAUGGAGCCGUGCUCGUAGUGGUGCGGUAGAACCCGUCUGGGAUUAUACGAACGACUCGCCGUGGGGAACAGAAAAAGGGGUUCUUCGCGACCGCAGGGCUAGCGGAAUGGGGCAUCGACUUAUUGUCAGGAAGGGGGAAAAACCUAAGGGAACAGCUACGUACGAUAUCGCUUCACCGGAUGACUACCUACUGCAUCGAAUAUUACGCGGUGUUCCGGAAGGGGCGGCGGAUAUCGCCCCCAUGCAAGCAUUUCCAAUGGACUCGAACCUGGACAUGAUGGGCGCACUGGAUUUUAGAAAGGGAUGCUAUAUCGGGCAAGAACUUACUGUUCGAACAUAUCACACCGGUAUAAUACGGAAAAGGGUAUUGCCCGUCGUGAUUCAUUCACCAGGAGAUGCGUCUCGGGCGCCCAUCUCUCAGUUGAGCUUUCCCUCGAAUUUAGACAUCAAGGCUCGCGUUACUGAAUCGAGCAAUGGCGCUGUCCGUAAACCUCGACACCGAGCGACGGGAAAACUACUCAGCUCCGUCAACGGCGUUGGUCUUGCGCUUCUGCGGCUAGAGCAUCUACCUGCUGUGGAGAAUGGAAACAUUGUUUUAGAAGUCGAAACAGGGAGUGCGGAAAAACAGACUUCGGAACUCACGCAUUGGUUGCCGGACUGGUGGCCACCCGCUCCUGCUCUUCUGGAACAGGAGUCAUGA